Molecule: messenger RNA, 5308 nt
Organism: Clunio marinus
Lineage: Eukaryota; Metazoa; Arthropoda; Insecta; Diptera; Chironomidae
Source: the annotation of a GenBank genome assembly
CGGAUACGGACUCAAGGAAGAAAAAAGGCAAAACAGAUUUAAUUUCAAUUUUUAUCAGUGAGUGUAUAUGGAACAAAAAACUUAAAGCUAGAAUUAAAGAUAUUGAACAUUAAAGUUCGUUUUAAUGCAUAUCAAAUUAUAAAUUUGUGAUUCUCCUGUUUCUCCUGCCAACUGAUAGUUCUUCGAAUCAUAAUACGAAAAUUUUAUCAAUCAAAAAGAUUUUUUUGUCGCUAUUGAUUUUCUGCUUCCUGACAGUUUUCUCACUUGACUCUUGUUUUACUGUUUGUGGUUCGGAGAAAAAUAGAAAAUAAAUGAAGAUAAAAGAAUAGAAUUUCUAAGGAAAACAAAAUAAAAAAAAAAGAAGUGAAGGCAGUGAUAAGUUAUCAUCAAAAGCAACACACAAUUGCUCUAAGCUCGCAACACAAAUAUCAUAAUUAUCAAAGCUCGAGCUACAUAUCAGUUAGAAAAGAGAAAAAAAAUUAGAUUUUUCUGUCGUGUUGCCUUCAUUAGUGCAAUGCUGAUGAAAUAAUUCACUGUGGUUAUAGAAGUGAAGAAGUAAUAAUUGGCUAACAUAAAGUUAAUAUGAGAAGAAAGAAAUUCUCGAGUGUUUUCAAACUGUAAAAUCAACAUUUUACAACUUCUUAUUGGAAUAUUUAAUAUAAAGAAAAGCGCAAAGAGUUAAGCCAUAAGAAGUAACGAAGAAGGUAGAAGUAACAAUAAAGGAGAAAAAUAGCUCAUCAAUCGACGUUGUGGACUUGACCGGCCACAAGAAUAUUGAGAAAGAAAUAGAAAAAGAGGGAGAAGGGGAGAAAAACAACUUCAAGAAGCAGCAGUUUGCGUAAAUAUAGAAAAACAAAAAACAACAAAAUUCUUGCAUAAAUAUGACGUCAUAAAAGGAGAGAAAGUUAAGUCGACUGAACAAUAAAUCCCACGCGUUAAUAACAGCAAAAAAAUCAACUUAUUUCACAUAUUCAUCGUAAUCGAGUUGAAAAUAGCAAAAACUAAAAUUUCAUUGCAAAAACUAAGAAACAAUUAAUAGAAGAGAGAAAAAAUGAUUUGGCGUCGUAAAUCAUCAUUGUUCAAAGUCGUUUUGGCGAUUCUUGCCGUUUGGUUCACAGUUGUAUUCUUCUUUUCGGAUAGUCGUCCAUCAGAUGCCAACGUUCUUUCUCCACAACUGCUUCAGCAACAUGAAUCUGAUGCCAAAGGAUAUGAAAGAAAUAAUAAGUUAAAGAAAUUUAUCAUUGAUAGUUAUAAAGAAGGACAUGAAGGACUUGCGAAUGUUGUUAAUAAAAAGCAAAUAAAGAAUCCGUUUGAUAAGGAGAAUGUGGAAGUGGAUGAAAAUGAAAUGAUUAAUGAGAUUGCAGGGGAAAGGGAAGAAGAAAUGAUGGAGGAAGAAUUCGAAGAACGAAAGCCACAAAUCAGAACAAAAACGCCAUCAAAGAAACGUUUUGGUCAGCGAGAUGGCGAAGAUGUUGGAUUCAUUCCACCCCCAAAUGAUCUUGGCUUGGAAUCACCGGGUGAGUUAGGCAAACCAGUGACACUUCCAGCAAACCUUACAGCGGAAGUCAAGAAGAUGGUUGACGAUGGAUGGCUGAAAAAUGCUUUCAAUCAAUACGUUUCCGAUCUCAUCUCAGUCCAUCGAAGUCUUCCCGACCCGAGAACGAAAUUCUGUAAAGAUGUUGAGAAAGAUUACAGCCAAAAUCUUCCUGACACUUCAGUCAUCGUGACAUUCCACAACGAAGCUUGGUCGACACUUCUUCGAUCUGUACAUUCCAUUCUCGACCGAUCACCGGAUCAUUUAAUCAGAGAAAUUAUUCUCGUUGAUGAUUUCAGUGACAUGCCGCAUGUUCAAAAGCAACUUGAAGAUUACAUGAAAAAUUAUCCCAAAGUGAAGAUUCUUCGUGCAAAGAAACGCGAAGGUCUCAUAAGAGCGAGAUUACUUGGAGCUGUUCAUGCUGAAGCGCCAGUUUUAACUUUCCUUGAUUCACACAUCGAAUGCACAACGGGAUGGCUUGAGCCACUUCUUGAUCGGAUAGCAAAAAACACAACGACCGUUGUUUGCCCUGUCAUUGAUGUGAUUGAUGAUACAACAUUGCAGUAUCAUUAUCAUGACUCGAGUGGCGUGCAAGUUGGUGGAUUCGAUUGGAAUCUUCAAUUUAAUUGGCAUCCAGUACCUGACUCUGAAAGGAAGCGACAUUCAGAUCAAUCGGAACCUGUUUGGUCACCAACAAUGGCUGGCGGUUUGUUCUCAAUCGACAAGAAGUUCUUUGAGAAGCUGGGAAUGUACGAUCCUGACUUUGACAUCUGGGGUGGCGAGAAUCUUGAACUUUCCUUCAAAACUUGGAUGUGUGGUGGCACUUUAGAAAUUGUUCCUUGCUCUCAUGUAGGUCACAUCUUUAGAAAGCGUUCACCCUACAAGUGGCGAACUGGUGUUAAUGUUCUCCGAAGGAAUUCCAUUCGCUUAGCUGAAGUAUGGAUGGAUGACUAUGCCAAAUAUUAUUAUCAGAGAAUUGGAUCUGACAAGGGUGACUUUGGCGAUAUCAGUGCACGACUUCAACUUCGAAAGGAUUUAAAAUGCAAAUCAUUCCAGUGGUAUUUGGAUAACAUUUUUCCAGAAUUGUUCAUCCCUGGCGAUGCAGUUGCACAAGGAGAGGUAAGAAACUUCGCACGUGGCAAUCGAACGUGUCUCGAUGCACAAGGCGGUAAAAAGGGCUUACGUAAGCCAGUGUCACUUUAUCCAUGUCACAGACAGGGCGGCAAUCAAUACUGGAUGCUUAGCAAAACUGGUGAGAUUCGACGUGAUGAAGCAUGUCUUGAUUAUGCUGGAGCUGAUGUGAUUCUUUAUCCUUGCCAUGGUGGUAAAGGAAAUCAGUUCUGGACUUAUCGUCUUGACACCAAACAGUUACACCACAAAUCAUCUGAUCGUUGCAUGGCCAUAAGCAAUGAUAACCAAAAACUUCUCAUGGAAGAUUGUAAUCAGCAUCGAGAGGCACAGAAAUGGCUUUUCGAGAAUUACGAUGCAAGUAAAAUGCGAAAGUAAUACGUAAAACUUCCUUUUCUAUGGAAGUCAAAGUUCCCAUCGCAAUAAUUGUCUGUAGAGUGAAGUGAUUGUGAUAAUCGACAUGUUAUUUUUGAAUAAUCGCAAAUUGAUAUCGUGAUCGUCAAUGAUUCUUGUGAAAUUGAUUAAAAAGUGAAUAUAAAAUGAGAAAUGCGAGUCAAAAGAUUAGUUUUAAAUUGAAAAUAAUUUAAACCUUAACUCUAUGUACUUAAAGUCUUUUAUUGCGUGCAUAAACUGCCACAACACUAUUAAAAACUGAAAAUGUCGUUAAGCAUCAACUUAAAUAUGAAUGUUAAAAAUGCAUAAAAUUGAAGUUCUCGUUAGUACUUGUCAACAUCAACACUUGAAACAAUCAUAAAGUGCAUGACUCAGUUUAAGAAUGCAUUCGGUAUUUACGUUUGAUGGUGGGGAUGACCAGGAACAGUUUUUUAUCGUUAAUAUUAUUCUAUAGAAAUUUUGAAGAUGACAAAUUGACCAUCAAAAAUAAAUUUCGAAUGAUUACCUUUAAAAAUGGGAAAUGAAAACAUUAUGCGCAUUAAGUGGAAGAAAUAUUGGUUAUGUGCAUAACUUUUAUUCCUUGGACAUUAUGCGCAUCAGGUGAAAUUUUCUGUUUCAGUUCAAUUUUUGAUUAAAAGAAAUGAAAAAUUUUCAUAUCAGAAAACAGUCGAAAACUUACUUCCAUUGAAAAUCAUGGAAUUUCUUGCUCAAAUGUUAUACGAUUACUUAAACAAAUAUCUGCUUAUUAUAUGAAUGAAACAUUUAUCGGAAUAUUGAAAUAUUCUAACAUCGUACAAAUUUUUUACAAUGAAAUGUUGUGUGAAAUUUCUGCAUGAAAUCUUAUUGAUUUAUUUUCAACUUGAAUAUUUGUUUUUAAUGAUAAUAAUUAAAUAUAUCAAUCAUUUCCUUCAACAUAUCGAGUCAUAUCAAAUGAAUUCGAUUGAUAAUUUUAUCGCUGAACUGUAGAGAUAAAGAAAUUACAUUCCCAACUACAUGUGAAAAGAUUUUUACUUUGACGGAGCGAAAAUUUUAUCAGAAAAAGCAUUUUUAAUGUAAUUUAAUUUCAACUUGAAUUUAUCGUUCAUUUUUUGUAACUUUGAGUACUUUUAUUGAGUGCCACUUAAUCAAUACAUUAAUAAUAUUAAUCAAGCAUAAAUCUUAGUCAUGAGAUAUUUUUGAGGAUAGUGGUUUAAAUUUUAAAGUGAUAAAUAACUUCAUUUAUUUAAUUUAAUUUUCUUUGUAAACUUCUUAAGCAAGCAUUUUCGAGCCAUAAAAGAAAAUCAUUGAAAUUAAAUAUUUUAAUGUCCCGGAAAAAAGGAAGUUGAACAUAAUAAAAUUCUGAUCAAAAUCGGGUUAAAAAUUAAUUAAUUAUUAUUCCUCUUUUAUAUUAAUUGUAGUACAUAUCUCAUUAUUAAAGUGUUUAUCAAUAGUCAGAAAAAUAUUUAAAAACAAAACGUGCCUUGACUUAUGAAUCUACUUUUAAAAACAUUUAAAAAAUAUUUAGAGAAGACCAAGAAGAAGACAACAAAUUGUGUUGCUGUAAAUAAUCAAACCAGCAUGAACAUAUCUUUAAAUAAAAAUCAUUCAAGAAACAUAUUAUGAGAAUAGUAGAAACAUUAUAAAUUGUUGAAGACUGUUGUCGGUAGUGAUGAUGAAAAGAUUUUAUUUAUUUAAAAACUUUCAUUAUGAUUAUUGAUGUGCAAGCUUACUUUGUAAAUUUUCAUGUAGCAAAAGAAAAGUUUUCAUCACAAAGCAUUUGUCAAAUUGUGUCUUUGAGAUUUCAUAAUGAACAGAAGGUAAUUUAAUUAAAGGAGUCAUCUUGCAUUUAAACAAUUUGACAAAUGCUUUUGACAAUUAAAUAAUUGAGACACAAAUAUAUUUUCUAAUUGAUACCAACGUCAAAUAUAAUCACAAGAAAAAAGCUUUCAAACAGGUAAAAAGCGCAAAUUGAACUUAGGAAAUGUAAGUUCGUCAUCUAAAUUAUUAUUAAAAGAAGAUUAAUUCGAUUUGUGCUGAUAUUUAAUAAACAAAGUUUUCUCACAAAACAUUUUUGUACUUUUUAUUUUUCAUCUAAAUAAAUAUUCUCAAAGCAAUAAAUGUGUUAAGUUAAAGAACUUUAUUUUAUAUGAUAAAGCAAUUAGUAAAAGGCUUGUAAAAAUAAGAAAGAAAAAUUAUCUUAAACAUGUAUUUAUUAUUUAAAAUUAUUUAAUAUAAUAAAAUGAAGCACAACUUAUUUUGAAACGUGAAAAAAAA